Aureobasidium musti is the source of this 366-nucleotide messenger RNA. The record is from the annotation of a GenBank genome assembly. NCBI's taxonomy places the organism in Eukaryota, Fungi, Ascomycota, Dothideomycetes, Dothideales, Saccotheciaceae.
AUGGCUCAACUUCUGCGUCACGCUCUCUCUGUUCUUCAGUACGUCAAAGCUCGUAGUACCCAUCAUCGACAUCUACUGACAGUUAUCUCAGACCAGUACAUCAACGCUAUCGCCCUCAAGGCACUCAAGUGGAAGUACUACAUCUGCUACUGCGUCUUCCUCGCCUUUGAGGUUGCUGUCAUCUAUCUAUUCCUCGUCGAGACUCGCUAUACACCGCUCGAAGAAAUUGCAAAGUUCUUUGAUGGUGAAGACAGAACCCUCGAUGUCGCUGCUGUCGCCAACGAACAGGUUAAGCAUGAUGAGGAUGGUGACGUGAAGGAAAAGGGUUUGACUGUGCAGCAAGUCGAGAUUAUUGAGAAGGUCUGA